AUGGGUUUAUUGGCACAAAAUCUUCCAGAAGAUUAUCUUGAAAUUCAUAACGAUGCACGUGCAAGUGUUGGAGUUGGUGAGUUAAAGUGGGAGAUAAACCUAGAAGUAGAUGCUCGCAAUUUCGUGUAUAAACACAGAGGAGAUUGCUUGAAGGAAGGACCCGGGGCGCAUUUUAGCGUGGGUCAGAACAAUGCACGCAAAUUGGGAUCCCUAAACUUCAGUGGAGUCGACGCUGUGAGAACGUGGGUGGCACAGAAGAAACAUUACGCCUACAGAUCCAACUGUUGUGUUAGUGGUGAAUGUCGUGCCUAUAAACAGGUUGUUUGGAAGACCACUACUCAUGUAGGUUGUGCUAGAAUCAUUUGUCACAAUGAUGUGGGCGUUCUUAUUACUUGUGUUUAUGAGCCUCCGGGGAACAUUCCAGCCAUUCGUCCCUAUUAA
Molecule: messenger RNA, 441 nt
Organism: Arachis ipaensis
Lineage: Eukaryota; Viridiplantae; Streptophyta; Magnoliopsida; Fabales; Fabaceae
Product: pathogenesis-related protein PRB1-3-like
Source: RefSeq, a predicted model, not a curated record